Molecule: messenger RNA, 2297 nt
Organism: Hemibagrus wyckioides
Lineage: Eukaryota; Metazoa; Chordata; Actinopteri; Siluriformes; Bagridae
Gene: pi15a
Product: peptidase inhibitor 15a
Exons: 6
Coding region: 238-1014 (258 amino acids)
Source: RefSeq, a predicted model, not a curated record
UAACUGAAAGCAGAGUCAUCUUGUCUUUUACAACAGGAGGAGUUUUACAGGCACGCUGGCUUUUGGACACACUUACACACAUAUACACAUACACAUACACACACACACACACACACACACAGACACAGACAGGGAUAAGGGACCUGUUCCUCCACACAAAGACACUCUUUCAUCAUUUUUCAUCCAGCAGACAGAUCUUGAAGAAAGGAUUUCCUGAGCCAAACCCUCCAGAAGGUCAUGAUGAAUGAGCACAGCUUGGCCAUCGAUUUGCUCCUCAUCUGCAUGUCUUGUGGAGCAGCAAGUGUACUUGCAGCAUUUAAUUCCACCGUCUCUGCUCCACCGUCCACCAUUUUCUCUGAAAAUAGCUCAAAAUAUCACAUGGACAAUGUAAACUUUCCAAAAACCAGACGGAAGAGGUACAUUUCCCAAGACGACCGGCUGGCCAUUCUUGAUUACCACAAUAAAGUCAGAGGAAACGUUUUCCCGCCAGCUUCCAACAUGGAAUACAUGGUGUGGGAUGAAACCCUCGCUCAGAGAGCAGAAGAGUGGGCUACUAUGUGUCUUUGGGAGCACGGACCUCGCAAUCUUCUCAGGUUUCUCGGGCAAAACCUUUCUGUACGAACUGGAAGGUACAGAUCCAUUCUGCAGCUGGUGAAGCCAUGGUACGAUGAAGUGAAAGAUUAUUCUUUCCCCUAUCCACGUGACUGCAAUCCCAGAUGCCCUCUUAAAUGCUACGGGCCCAUGUGCACACAUUAUACACAAAUGGUUUGGGCCACGUCGAAUAAAGUCGGAUGCGCCAUCCAUACAUGUCAAAAUAUGAAUGUGUGGGGCGCAGUGUGGAGGAGAGCAACGUAUUUGGUGUGCAACUAUUCAGGAAAGGGUAAUUGGAUUGGUGAGGCUCCCUAUAAAGUGGGCGUGCCCUGCUCAAUGUGCCCUCCCAGUUACGGCGGCUCGUGCAGUAACAACAUGUGUGUUCCUGCUCUGAACUCAAACUACCUGCACUGGUUUAAAUAAACACACACACACACACACACACAUUUUUUUUCUCUAUUUCCCCUAGUAGGCUUUGCACAACAUUCCUGAUUUGUAUAUAUGGAUCUAUUUAAAAUAUAACCAUUAUUUUACUUUUCUUUUUUUGCCUUUCUUUUUUUUUUUUUAAAUAAUAAAGCCCUUAAAUUAUUUUGUUAAUACUUAUCCAUACCAGGUAGUGAGAUGGCAACAAAACCCCCACAAAGUAUUAGUUAAGUUUGGGUUAUAUGGGAGAAAUAUGACAACAUGUUUCACAAAUAUUUGUUAUGUAUCUUGAUAUUGUUUUUGCUGAGAUUUAUUUCAUAAUUCGUAAUAUCAUAAUGUACUGAUUUCAAUUAAUCUGAAUGUGUUCACUUAUUAGCAUACCACAAUACUCUUACUCAAAAUAAAUUGACACAAUAUCUUAUCAUCAUAUCACCUACAUUUCAUUUUUUUUUUCUUAAAUAAUGUACAGUAAAUUCAUAUAAUAGCCAGUCUGUUUUGUUUUAUUUUAUACAAACCAGUUGUGUUAUCUUGGCUCAGUAUAGUAGUCUUCUAUUUUUUAAACUUAGCACAACAAUUUAGCCAAGAAAUGAAGAACUCUAGACCCUCUUCAUAUUAUAUUUAGAGCUGACUCACAACUUUCUGGUCCAAGGGAAUGCCAAUUCCAUUAUAGCAAUCAACUAAAUGACAUGUCAUUAUACAGUAUAAUACGUAAAAGCAAAUUACAUUUGAGUUUGGUUUUGCUAAAUUAUUGUCAGACCCUCAAAGUUCCAAAUAUAAUCCAAAAAUCUCCAUUUUAAAUCACAGUGCUUCUCCAAUUUGCUUAAUGAGUGUAUUACACACCUAUAAGUGCAAUCUGAAGUCGAAGUGCCUUUUAGUUCAACCUAUUUAUCGGCCAAAAUAAACUGUAAAUACAUUUUUGUAUGAUAGUUAUUAAAUAAUUUUUAACAUAUUUUUUCGUGGUUUUACCUUUAAUUAUUUAAGUGUCAUUUCUAUUGUGUUUUAAUUGUCCAGCUAUAGCACUCCUCUAUGAAUAACUGUAAAAAGUGAGUAUAAAAGGUAUCAGUUUGUCCUGCAGAAGAUUUUGCCUUUAAUUUUACACAAUUUACGAAACAAACCAAGGCGGAAUUUGCAACGAAAUUUAACUAAUUACAGGAGUGUUUAAACAGUUUCAUGCACACUGACUGCUUUUAAAUUGAAGUUGUAUUUAUCGUUUUCUACUGAACUGCCCUUUCUUUUGUAUUUGUAUUUUGUACUUCUGAAUAAAGCCAGACUUUUUCUUUUGC